AUGACGACUUCGCUGCUCCUGCACCCGCGCUGGCCGGAGAGCCUUAUGUACGUCUAUGAGGACAGCUCGGCAGAGAGAGGCGGAGGAGGCGGCGGCGGCGGAGGAGGAGGAGGCGGCGGAGGAGGGGGGGGAAGCUGCAGCGGAGCCAGCCCCGGCAAAGCCCCGAUCAUGGACGGACUGGGCGGCAGCUGCCCCUCCAGCCACUGCCGGGACCUGCUCACCCACCCGGUCCUGGGCCGGCCUCCGGCUCCCCUGGGCGCCCCGCAGGGCGCCGUCUACACGGACAUCCCCGCCCCGGAGGCGGCCCGCCAGUGCCCCCCGCCGCCGGCGCCCCCCACCUCGUCCAGUGCCACCCUGGGCUACGGCUACCCAUUCGGGGGCAGUUACUACGGCUGCCGCCUGUCCCACAACGUGAACUUGCAGCAGAAGCCCUGCGCCUACCACCCCGGGGACAAGUACCCCGAGCCGUCGGGGGCCUUGCCGGGUGACGACUUAUCCUCCAGGGCCAAGGAGUUCGCUUUUUACCCCAGCUUUGCCAGCUCCUACCAGGCGAUGCCCGGCUACUUGGACGUGUCCGUGGUACCGGGCAUCAGCGGGCAUCCCGAGCCCCGCCACGACGCCCUCAUCCCCGUCGAGGGCUACCAGCACUGGGCGCUCUCCAACGGCUGGGACAGUCAGGUGUACUGCUCCAAGGAGCAGUCGCAGUCAGCCCACCUCUGGAAGUCUCCUUUUCCAGACGUAGUCCCCCUGCAGCCUGAGGUCAGCAGCUAUCGAAGGGGUCGAAAGAAGCGAGUACCCUACACGAAGGUGCAGCUGAAGGAACUCGAGAAGGAGUAUGCGGCCAGCAAGUUCAUUACCAAAGAGAAGAGGCGGCGGAUCUCAGCCACCACUAACCUCUCAGAACGCCAGGUCACCAUUUGGUUCCAAAACCGUCGAGUCAAAGAGAAGAAGGUGGUCAGCAAAGCUAAGGCGCCCCAUCUCCACUCUACCUGA
Gracilinanus agilis (Agile Gracile Mouse Opossum) is the source of this 993-nucleotide messenger RNA. RefSeq names its product homeobox C13 (gene HOXC13). Gene Ontology annotation, molecular function: RNA polymerase II cis-regulatory region sequence-specific DNA binding; DNA-binding transcription factor activity, RNA polymerase II-specific. The record is from RefSeq and is a predicted model, not a curated record. Lineage: Eukaryota; Metazoa; Chordata; Mammalia; Didelphimorphia; Didelphidae. The transcript has 3 exons. The coding region runs from base 1 to 993 and encodes 330 amino acids. Gene Ontology annotation, biological process: regulation of transcription by RNA polymerase II.